AUGGAGAAGACGAAGAUGAAGAAGACGAAGACGAAGACGAAGGUCACGAAGCCGAAGAAAGGCGAAGGCCAGAAUAACAAGACCUCCAUAUGGAUCAUGCGAUCACAGAUCAUGGGAACUGGCGGCUACAACCCGCGUGACCACGCGCCACCACCGAGCACUCGGAGGAAGAAGGCUGAGCUGACAGCUGUACCUGCGUGCUGCGCGACAUCAACGCUGGCGGCCAUGUUUCAUCUGCUCGGAGGCUCCGCUUCCAACUCCGCCUCCAUCUCACGCUUCCAACCAGGAUAG
Molecule: messenger RNA, 291 nt
Organism: Sphaerulina musiva SO2202
Lineage: Eukaryota; Fungi; Ascomycota; Dothideomycetes; Mycosphaerellales; Mycosphaerellaceae
Exons: 2
Coding region: 1-291 (96 amino acids)
Source: RefSeq, a predicted model, not a curated record